This is a messenger RNA of Melopsittacus undulatus (budgerigar), 3792 nucleotides long. It is a transcript of the gene ATG9B, whose product is annotated as autophagy related 9B. Gene Ontology annotation, biological process: nucleophagy; protein localization to phagophore assembly site; autophagy of mitochondrion. Gene Ontology annotation, cellular component: phagophore assembly site; autophagosome. NCBI's taxonomy places the organism in Eukaryota, Metazoa, Chordata, Aves, Psittaciformes, Psittaculidae. The transcript is spliced from 16 exons. The record is from RefSeq and is a predicted model, not a curated record. Bases 1049 to 3412 code for a protein of 787 amino acids.
CCGGGGCCGGGGGUCACCAGGGCCGGGGACACGGGAGAGCCGGCUACAGCGUGUCCCCAGAAGGUGGUCGUGUCCCGGAUCCCCUCGUACGGGUCAUCCUGUUCCUUCUCGCUGACACCAGGACUCCCCCAUGGCCGUGCGUGAUCUAGCUGGGGCCACCGGCUGCCGGUGCCCCACUUGGGGCUGUCCCCACAGGGUCACCGGGGUGCCCAUGUCCCCCUGUGUGGGCCCGUGGGGUGCGGGUGACACUCUGUGCAUGACACCCCUGGAUGAUAGGUCGUGUCCGUGCGGGGUGUGUGCCACCACGGCGUGUGUCACCGCGGGGCUGUCAUACUGCCUGUGUCCCCAUGAGGGUGUCCGUGUCCCUGCGGGGCCGUGGGGUCCCUGUGUGACACAUGUACGGGAACAUGGGGCUCGUGUGUCCUCGCAGCGGUUGCCGGGACGCUUGCCAGGGCCGGUCUGUCCCCACGGGUGUCUGUGUCCCCCGGGGAGCGUGGGGGACCCUGGGCUGCCCUCCCCUGCCCGCAGGUCCCCCCAUGACCCUCGGUCCCCGGCUGUUUACCCCGCUCGGGCUAUUUUCGGUCAGCCCGGCCGCACGGGUAUUUUUGGCCGCCCGGUGCGGGGCACGUGGGGCCAGGGCCGUGUCGGCGUCACCGGCCGGGACACCCGAUCCCGGGGGACACGGUGGCUCUGUCCCCAACGGGGAAUUGCACAGGGCCGGGGGUCAGCGCGGGGGACGGUGUGUCCGGUGGCACCGAGGUCUCGCCCGGCCGCGGCAGCGUUCCUGCUGCUGAAUCACCGCCCCGGGGCUCCGGGACUCCUUCGUGCCCGCGGCCCCGCCGUACUGGCCCCGGUGCCGUGAGUCAGGCCCCGGCAGCGCCCGCGGUGGGGAGGGGCCGGACGGCAUCACCUGGCCGGGUGCUGGCACCGGCCACGGGAGGGGACGCGGGUGACGGCUGCGGGAGCACCGGCCGGUCACGGGGCUGAGAGUCCCAUCCUGCCCUAAGGAUCCAGGGCUCCUGUCUUUUCUCAGGCGUCACGGCAGGCGAUGGCGGAGCAGGGGGAGUACCACCGCCUGGAGGACUUAGAGGAGGAUUCACCCCCGGGCGAGGAGGACCUGCUGGUGCACGUCACCGAGGGGCUGCAAGACUCCUGGCACCACAUCAAGAACCUGGAUAAUUUCUUCACCAAGAUCUACCACUUCCACCAGAAGAAUGGCUUUGCCUGCAUGAUGCUGUCCGAUGUCUUUGAGCUGGUGCAGUUCCUGUUCGUGGUCACCUUCUCCACCUUCCUGCUGUGCUGUGUGGAGUACGAUGUUCUCUUUGCCAACCGGCCUCUCAACCACACUGGUGGGACAGCCCCUGACCGCAGCAAGGUGACGCUGCCCGAUGCCAUCCUGCCUGCCCCACAGUGUGCCCAGAGGAUCAGGGCCAGCGGCUGGAUCAUCUUCCUGCUGGUGAUGGCGGCUGCAUUCUGGCUGUACCGGCUGGUGAAGGUGCUAUGCAGCCUCCUGAGCUACUGGGAGAUCCGCACCUUCUACAUCAAAGCCCUCAACAUCCCCUCGGAGGGGCUGUGCAACUACAGCUGGCAGGAGGUGCAGGCACGGCUGAUCUCGCUGCAGCGCCAGCAGCAGAUGUGCGUGCACAAGCGGGAGCUGACGGAGCUGGACAUCUACCACCGCAUCCUGCGCUUCAAGAACUACACGGUGGCCAUGGUCAACAAGUCGCUGCUGCCCGUCCGCUUCCACGUGCCUCUGCUGGGCCCCAUCGUCUUCCUCACCCAGGGCCUCAAGUACAACCUGGAGCUGCUCCUCUUCUGGGGCCCCGGCUCCCUCUUCCAGAACAAGUGGAGCCUGCGGCCACAGUGCAAGCGUGCAGGCGCACGCCGGGAGCUGGCCCAGCGCCUGGCACGCACCAUGGUGCUGGUGGGGCUGGCCAACCUGCUGCUCUGCCCCUGCGUGCUGGUUUGGCAGCUCCUCUAUGCCUUCUUCAGCUACGCCGAGGUCAUCAAGCGGGAGCCGGGCAGCCUGGGCGCCCGCCGCUGGUCCCUCUAUGGCCGACACUACCUGCGGCACUUCAACGAGCUCAACCACGAGCUGCAGGCCCGGCUGAGCCGCGGGUACAAGCCAGCCACCAAGUACAUGAACUCCUUCACCAGCCCGCUGCUCACCGUGCUGGCCAAGAACAUCGGCUUCUUCGCUGGCUCCAUCCUGGCCGUGCUCAUCGUCCUGACCGUCUAUGAUGAGGACGUGCUCACGGUGCAGCACAUCCUCACUGCCAUUACACUGCUGGGGCUCGUGGUCACGGUGGCCAGGUCCUUCAUCCCGGACGAGCACACGGUGUGGUGUCCGGAGCAGCUCCUGCAGCGUGUCCUGGCCCACAUCCACUACAUGCCUGACCACUGGCAGGGCAAUGCCAGCCGGUCGGAGACGCGCAGUGAGAUGGCACAGCUCUUCCAGUACAAGGCGGUCUUCAUCCUGGAGGAGCUGCUGAGCCCCAUCCUCACCCCGCUCAUCCUCAUCUUUGCCCUGCCCUCCCGUGCCCUGGACAUUGUUGACUUCUUCCGCAACUUCACGGUGGAGGUGGUUGGGGUUGGUGACAUCUGCUCCUUCGCCCAGCUUGACAUCCGCAAUCAUGGCAAUCCCCAGUGGCUGUCAGCUGGGCAGACAGAGGCCUCCGUGUACCAGCAAGCGGAGAACGGGAAGACAGAGCUGUCGCUGAUGCACUUCGCCAUCACCAACCCGCGCUGGCAGCCGCCACCGCAGAGUGAGCUGUUCCUCAGCCAGCUGAAGGAGAAGGUGCAGCAGGACGCAGCCGCCGCACCGCCUGCCCAGCGCAUCCUCGCUGAGGGGCCGCUGGGCACAUCCCUCCUCUCCGAGGACUCAGCAGCAGCACCCGAUGGUUUGCUGGCCAGUGUCCUGGCCCGGCCCAUCUUCUCUGCCAGCGGGCUGGUGUCCUGGGACCGGCGCUUCACACAGCCCUGCAGCACCGCCAGCGCCGCCGCCAGCGUCCUGGCAUCCCUGGCAUCCUCCCUGCCUGGACCGGUCCGUGGCCCUGCCACCGACAGCCCUGGCUGCCACAGUGACCGCCGGCUCCCUGAGGAGAGGUCCUGCCUGUUCCUGAGCGAGUCGCGGCUGCGCAGCCUGAGCCGCUCGGCACUGAUCACCGAAGUGGCCUCGGCCGAGAUGAGCCUCCAUGCCAUCUACCUGCAUGAGCUUCACCAGCAGCAGCAGCAGGGCCCUGGGCCCCAGGCUGUAGGGGUGUGGAUGGCCACGGGGGCACCCAAGCCGCCCUCCAUGACCGCAGGCUCGGCUGCCAGGGCCUCACAGGCUCAACACCGGGAGAUGCCGCUGGGUGGCUGGGCUGAGGAAGAGGAAGAAGAGGAAGAGGAGGAAGAGCAGUUGACAACCUAGCUGGCCUCAGCUUCGGGUUCUGGGCGUGCUGAGAGCUCUCGGUGCUGCCGGGCACGGUGCCGGGAGAGCUGCCGGGAGGUGCUGGCUGGCAGCAGAGAACUCGCCGCUGCCCACCCCGCUGCCUGGGGUCCGGCCAGCCCUGCCUGGGCACAGAGCCUUGCUGCUGGCCCUGCCAUGGCACAGGGGCCAGGGGUGCUGCUGGGGCAGCCAGCCCCUGAGGUGCUAUAUUUAUGGGGGGGCACAGGGGGCCUGGGCUGCCCCUUACCAGGGCUGGUGCCAUCCCUGGUCCUGCUGCCUGCCCAGGCUGCUGCUCCCCACAAUGUCCUGCUCCAGGCACUGGGCACAUCAACCUGCCAUGGGAAAUAAAGGUUUACAGAGGG